Penicillium verrucosum is the source of this 1023-nucleotide messenger RNA. RefSeq lists its product as uncharacterized. The transcript has a single exon. The record is from RefSeq and is a predicted model, not a curated record. NCBI's taxonomy places the organism in Eukaryota, Fungi, Ascomycota, Eurotiomycetes, Eurotiales, Aspergillaceae. Bases 1 to 1023 code for a protein of 340 amino acids.
AUGGCGGAAUCACCGGUUUUCAUGGAUUUCAAAAUCACCGAUCUCGUUCCACCUUUGAAGGGGGAAUCCAACUGGACACAAUGGAAGAAUUUGCUCAGGAUCGCCCUGGAUGGAAAAAACCUCACAUAUUGGGGUCUUCUCACUGGCAUUGAGAAGCGUCCAAAGGAUCUCUCUAAACCGGAAUCGGAUACAAACGGUGAUGUGUUCGAAGAAGAUGUUGACCCUGCUUCUGUGCUAGUUCCGGGAAAUGCUCCUUCUGGGUUUCAUCGACCCGCUGUCCCUAACCCGACAAGGGCUCGACUCACUGCUCGUGCCAAGAAGCAGGCUGAAUGGGAUCAACGUAAUGCAAUUGUUCUAAUGUACAUGGCUUCCACGGUUGACAUCACUAUGUUAGUUUACUUCCGUGGAGGUAAAACAGCUGCGCAGAUUUAUGAAGAUCUUCGAGAGCUCUGUGAAGCAAAGAGCCUCUAUGCUGUGAGUAACAAAGCCAUCAAAUGGGCUACUUGGAAGUACAAAACUGGCGUCAAACCGGAAGACUUUGUCACCAAGUGGCUUCAUCUCUUUGUGGAGAUGCAGGACGCAUACCCUGUCUCUGAACGUGUGUCUUCUCUUCAUGCUAUCCACGUGUUCUUACAUGCUGUUGCUAGCAACCCUGCCUGUCAACACUGGUUGAACACCGUCUCAAUCCAUGAGAAUUGGUCGUACGAUCGCAAUCUCCGGAACAUUUAUGGAGACUUUAUUGCUUCUGAAGGACGUCGGAUUGGCAAUGAUCGUACUUAUCAACUGCAACAAGCAUCGUCAAAUGUUGCUUCGACACGAAAGAAGGGCUUUAACAAAGGAAAAGGCAAAGACAAAUCGGCUUCUAAGGACUCUGACAGUUCUUCGUACCACUGCCCAUUCCACGAUCGGAUGACUAGUCACAAGCCACGCGAGUGCUUCUUGAAUCCAAAGAACAAGAAGAAGAACAAGAAGGGAAAGCCUGAAUCGGCCAACAAUGCAUCGGCAAAUUCCUAUAGAUUCUAA